Messenger RNA from Oryzias latipes (Japanese medaka), 1027 nucleotides. RefSeq lists its product as uncharacterized. Gene Ontology annotation, cellular component: membrane. The record is from RefSeq and is a predicted model, not a curated record. Gene Ontology annotation, biological process: adaptive immune response. NCBI's taxonomy places the organism in Eukaryota, Metazoa, Chordata, Actinopteri, Beloniformes, Adrianichthyidae. Gene Ontology annotation, molecular function: signaling receptor activity.
UCCGUGUCCUGCAGCUCGCCUGCUGCAGACCCAGCUGCAGGAUGAAGGCCCACUGGUGGAGCUGCCUGUUCGGACUUCUGUGGGUGAACGCUGAGGGGGCGCGCUGGACAGCCUCUCAGCGCCCGGCAUCCACGCUGCGGGUGGAGAUCAACUCGUCCCUGGAGAUCUCCUGCUCCACAUCCCUGCCAAACACGCUGGGCUUGACCCUCUACAGGUCUUUCAAGGCCAGCACAAAAAUUGUGUACCUGUCCUUGGAUAAAAGUGGAAUCCUCAAGCAAACUCCUGACACAGACUUCAUAGACAGGGUCCGUGUGACCCGUGAGCGUUCAGAUUCGGAGUACGAGGUAACACUGCAGCUGUCUAAGCUGAAGGAGGACGACACCGACUUGUACUACUGCACAUGGACGUACCUGGACGUCCACAGCGUCAAACAUCUGAAAAGCAACGGCACCGUCGUCAUCGUCGGAGAGAAAAGGCCUGAGGCCCGAUGCCAGAUCCUGACGCUGGACCUGGUCUUGGUUUGUGGGGGAAUCACGGCCUUCGUCCUCAUCCUGUGCUUCUCUGCGGUGUCUUUCUGGAGGGGCAGACGAGGACAGAUCAAAAGAAGCUUUAGACCCACGGCGCCCCCCAGGCUAGAGAGACCCCACAGACACAGAUCAUGCAGCUGCAACUCACACCCCCCCCAGAUCGAAUCUUAUUUAGUCACAUCUUUACAGUCCGCUUACUUUAACAGGUGAUCUGCACCAGCAGCUCAACCUGACUUUUUUUGUGCUUUGCUUCCUAUUUUGUUGUAUCUACAGAAAAAGUGUGAGCCACCACAUCCUGGCCGAGGCGCCGCUCGCCGAAGCGCCGCUCGCCCUGACUUGAAAAGCGAAGAUGCACAGCCAGCAUUAUUUCUGUUCUGCACAGCCACUUUUCUUCUGAAGUGAAAAGAUGUUUUUUUUUUUUCUUUCUCCGCUUUGAUUUGUAAAGAUAUUUGAAGUUUUCUUCUGCAACUGUUUCAAAACAUUAAAUCUGCAAAAACCGU